Molecule: messenger RNA, 573 nt
Organism: Phytophthora sojae
Lineage: Eukaryota; Oomycota; Peronosporomycetes; Peronosporales; Peronosporaceae
Exons: 2
Coding region: 1-573 (190 amino acids)
Source: RefSeq, a predicted model, not a curated record
AUGUCGGCUAUAGGGGUCUCUGCUUCAACAGUCCGUAUUACGACCUUGUGUGGCUGGGUCGAGAAGUUGUGGAGACCGCUCUUCAGACCCAGCAAGCUUACAACAUUUGCUGCUAUCUCGAACGCAACUGAAGCAAAGCUACAUCGCGCUUCUCGUCCUAAACUGCUGGUCUAUCGUUAUUCUCUAUUGACGAUAUAUCUCCCCGAUUUCGACUUCGAGCUGAACGAUUUCCCGCUAGAGACUUGGGGUAUUGACGACUGGCUGAUUCGCGUACUGAACGAAUUUCAAAUAAUGCUCGUGUGCUCGUGGGGAAAUCUGGCGGCUCGGGUUGUUUUUGCUAUGAGUAUGCUUAGCAAUAUGAACACAAUGAAGAAACUGUUGAGCACGUCUUGUCUUGUGGACCGUCGCCACAAUGCUUCCGUUCUGCCUCUAGACCAGACUGAUGCUGGUACUGCAAGCUUCCCUCACCCAAUUUCCCAAUUUCUUUCCCUCGGAAUGAUCGCUGUCAAAGAGAAUGGUUCAGUGCUACCAAACGGCUGUGUAAAUCGUUUAUCUUGCGAUUAUGUGAGUUGA